UAGUUUCUCUCUCUAUUUCUUGAUUUCCUCUAUAUUUUCAUAAUAUAGUAUAUCCCAUCUCUCUAUAUAGUUCCAACUCAACAAUCAAGAAGAUCAGAUCCAAGAAGAGGAUUUUAUUUUUCUGUGUCUAUCAACAAAUAUCCACUGAUCAGUCACCACUCACUCCCAUCAAUCAAAUCAUCAAUACAAUCUAAAGGAAACAAUCAAAAAAGAAAGAUCAUCAUCAUCAUCAUAAUCAUGUCCUCCUCAUCAGCUGCCUUUUCACCGGACCACCUCUCUCCCUCCGACCAGCUCUGUUAUGUCCAUUGCAACUUUUGUGACACUGUCCUCGCGGUGAGUGUUCCUUGCUCUAGCUUGUUCAAGACUGUCACGGUUCGAUGCGGCCACUGCACCAACCUCUUGACUGUGAACAUGCGGAGCCUCCUUCUCCCGGCAGCUAAUCAGCUCCAUCUGGGCCAUGCUUUCUUCAAUCCCCAGAAUAUCCUGGAUGAGAUCAGAAACGCAGCGCCACCGAGUAUGAUGAUGAACCAGCCGAACCCUAACGACCAAUUUAUGCAAGUUCGAGGAGGAGUUCAUCACGAGGAGCUUCCUAAGCCACCUGUGAUUAACAGACCCCCGGAGAAGAGACAGAGAGUCCCAUCUGCCUACAAUCGCUUUAUCAAGGAUGAGAUACAGCGAAUUAAAGCUGGAAACCCUGAUAUAAGCCACAGAGAAGCAUUCAGUGCUGCUGCAAAGAAUUGGGCCCACUUUCCUCACAUUCACUUCGGACUUAUGCCUGAUCCACCCGUGAAGAAACCUAACGUGCGCCAACAGGAUGGAGAAGAUGUAGUACUGAUGAAAGAAGGGUUUUUUGCUCCUGCAAAUGUUGGUGUUCCUUAUUAAGAAACUUGAGCUGUUUAUUAGGGUUUCUUCCUUCUUCCUUUUUUUUUUAUAGCUUCUCUUCUUCUUCUUUAAUCUGUUCUUUAAUUUUAAUUGUUGUUAGGGCACUUGUUUUAAGGUUUCUAUCUCUGGAGACUGCUUGAAAUCAUGAGUUGGUUUAUGUUUGUAUC
Molecule: messenger RNA, 1049 nt
Organism: Mercurialis annua (annual mercury)
Lineage: Eukaryota; Viridiplantae; Streptophyta; Magnoliopsida; Malpighiales; Euphorbiaceae
Product: axial regulator YABBY 1
Exons: 7
Coding region: 238-882 (214 amino acids)
Biological process (GO): cell fate commitment; regulation of shoot apical meristem development; abaxial cell fate specification
Cellular component (GO): nucleus
Source: RefSeq, a predicted model, not a curated record